Messenger RNA from Daldinia childiae, 1095 nucleotides. RefSeq names its product 6-phosphogluconolactonase. NCBI's taxonomy places the organism in Eukaryota, Fungi, Ascomycota, Sordariomycetes, Xylariales, Hypoxylaceae. The coding region runs from base 1 to 1095 and encodes 364 amino acids. The transcript has 2 exons. The record is from RefSeq and is a predicted model, not a curated record. Gene Ontology annotation, molecular function: protein binding; 6-phosphogluconolactonase activity.
AUGAAGUAUAAUAUCCUUUCCGCAACGGUAUCCGCUGGCGUCAGCAUCGCCGUUGCGAGGGACAUCUAUGUAGCUAGUUACGCUGGACUUGUGUACCGUCUGACCUUCACUAGCAACGUCGAUGGGAGCCAUUCGUUACGGGAGGUCGGGUCGACGUUGGAAUGUGGUCGUAAUCCGGGAUGGUUGGAACUUGAUCCAGUAACAGGCACGCUAUUCUGCGCAAAUGAAGCUUAUACGACCACCAACGCUGGCUCGGUGGCGUCAUUCUCUAAAGAGUCUCUUUUAAUACUAGGCAACAUCACCACCGAUUAUGGGCCAGUACAGUCGACAUUUUAUGCUCCUAAUCGCUUGGGGUUGGCUCACUACUCGGGAGGUGCGGUCUCCGUCGAUAAGCCGUAUCCCCACGGCAUCGUCGCCGACCCCACCGGAAAAUUCGUGGUGGUGCUCGACCGCGGUGCAGAUGCCCUGCGGACAUACGCGGUAGGAUGGGAUGACCGGCUAGUUGAACUAGGCGCGCACUACAUCGAGCCUGGGAACGGGCCACGCCACGGCGUCUUUGUCAAAAGCAAUAGUAGCAAGACGUUCUUCUACGUGCUCGGUGAGCUUACCAAUUCGCUGCACGGGUUCGAAGUAGUGUACGGGAAAGACGGGACCCUGGGUUUCAAGCAGUUCUACAAGGACAGCGCGUACCAGACUGGGUUUGGCGAUGCCGCGGGGGUUGCGAUACCGGCGGAGAUUGCGGCGGCGGAAAACGGUAGGCAUAUCGUGCUUUCUACGCGCGAUGAAGGGCGAAGCGUGUACCGUGGCGAGCGUAGUGACAGUAUCGCUUCGUAUAGCGUUGAUCUUGAUACCGGCGAUCUUGCGCUUGUGGGGCUUACGGCGUCGGGAGGUCUGUGGCCGCGGUCAUUUGCUAUUAGCAAGGACGGGACGCUAUUUGCGGCUGCGAAUCAAUAUAGCGUUCCGGGCCGGCUAGUUGUGUUCUCGAGGGAUUCCGGGACGGGUGUUAUAGAUGAUCAGUGGCCCCUGGUGACUUGGACCACGGAAGAUACGUUACCUGACGGCCAGGGCAUAUCGCAUAUUAUAUGGGAUGAGUGA